CCGAACCACCGCCGAGUCCAAGCUUCAUAAAUUUUCGUCCCGACUUUUUGUUUCUCGCGCCUUCCGAUCCUGACACAGGGAGCGAGAGGGAGCGACGCCGCCGGCGAUUCACGCCGGCGUACGUCUAACCAGCAUCUUCCGCCUUUCUUCUCUGUUACUGGCCUCGUACAAACGUCCUUCUGCACACCCUGUUCCUGUCCAGUUCGCACCACCUCGAUCCUGCAGAAACCCUCUCCGGUAUCCCUAUCGUCGCCGGUGCUGCAGAGGCGCGUGCCGAAGCCUCUCCGCUCUCCGCCUCGUCGCUGGCGCUGCAGAGACCGAGACAGCCUCUGGUGCAGGACGUAUCCAAGAUGAGCAAUCCAUGUGAAUGCUGCCAAAGCAAGCUGAGGUUCAUAAGACAGAUUAAUGGAAACUUCAUGCAUAGCAUGGUCAUACCCCACUGGUUUGUGAACUAUUUUGGAGGAAAGAUCCCAGGAACUGUCAAAUUAGAAGCACCUGAUGGCAACACAUAUGAUGUCAGAGUCACUAAGAACAUGAACAGAACAAUCCUGAAGUCUGGAUGGGCAGAAUUUGUUGAUGCCAAUCAAAUAGAUGAAAAUUAUUCCUUGAUGUUUCAAUACCUUGGAAAUGCUCACUUUGUGGUUACAAUUUUUGAUUCCAACGGUAAGGAGAAAGCCUUUUGCAGUGCUGGAAUAAAAACUGCCUCUGACGUGAAAACAUCAAAGAAUCGCUAUGUUGAUAAUUCGAGCAGUUCACGUGAUGGCAAUACCCAGUCUUCAUCAGCCGAAGGAUCAGAAUCAGAUGGAUGCCCAAAGAAAAGCUCAUGCCAUUAUUGUGAAUCAGCAAAGAUGGCUGCAUUAUCUUAUACUAAUUCCGAGGAAUUUUCAGAAGACAAUCCAUCUGAAGAUGAGUCUUUGGGGUUGGACGAUCUUCAGAUGCUCCCUAAGGAUUGUGUCUUAUCAGGCCAAUGUGUUCUUACAGUAGCACAGAAAGCAAAAAUACGUGCACUCGUCGCUGAAAUUCAACCUAAAACCCAAGUCCUUGUUGUGCUGAUAAAGAAGACUAAUGUAGAACCUUAUACUGAUCUGGUAAUACGGAAGGACUACGCACUCGUGCACUUUCCACGUGAAAGCCAAACUAUCACACUCCAGGUUCCUAGGAAGAGCAAGGAUUGGCAGUGCAAUUUGCGCGUCAAGCCUGAUGGUCAGAGCAACCUACGCUUGGGCAAAUUUGUCCGUGACAACAGUGUUCGAGAAGGAGAUGUCUGCAUCUUUCAACCAAUGACAAAGGUUAAGGCAAGCAUAUUCACAAUAAUGGUCCAUCUACUUCACAGAGAGAGCAUUGGUCAUUCCCCUGGGGGAAGAACCGGUAACCACGGAAGGACACAAGCAAAUGACUUGACAGCCCGUGUAAAGGAGGAAGCAGCUUCUGAUGGUGAAGAGAUCUCAUCACCGGGAUCUGAAGACCAUGGAUCCUCUGACAAUUCCGAGGGAUCUUUUGAGCCUCUCUUCAUGCUGUCAGACAGACAAACUCUAACGGAAGCGCAGGAGAUGAAAGUGGUGGAGAAAGUUGAAGCCAUCGAGUCAGCACUGCCAAUUUACGUCGCGAUCAUGAGCGGGUCCAAUGUGCGUCGCAGAAAUUCCGGCAUGUCCCUAGGCUUUGGCACGCGGUACGUGUCAAGGUAUCUUGAAAAGAAGUACGCUACUGGGCACGGAAAGAGGAAUGUUAUCAGUUUGGUGCUUCAACGGGAGGGGAAGAACAAGACGUGGUGCACGGAGCUGCGGCGAAAGAGUGAUCGCACGAUGAUUAUGAAAGGAUGGGCAUCUUUCGCCCGCGGCAACAGCCUACGGGAAGAUGAUCUGUGUCUCUUCAAACUGAUGGAGAACAAGAAGGCGCUGAAGAUGAUGGUCUACAUCAUUCGUCGAGAGAAGUGUUAGGUUGAGGCAUGGUUGGGCUCUUGCUACUCUGAUUAUGUAGAAUCUGGAAGUGAAAAACUAGAUGGCUUGUCUCCAAUAUAGUCGGAGAGGAACAAACUUUUCAAUUUACCUAUAUUCAGAGAUUAUCUCAGUGGUUUAUUAGUUAUGUCCGUGCUUUGUUAUCUAGAGUAGCUUUGGAUGGUCAUGCCUGAGAACUUACUAGAAGGACCUGGCGCGCCUUGUCGCGCCGUUUCUUGUCUUUGCAUUUUUUUUUUUUCGUCAGCGCAGUUGGGUUGAUUUCAUAAACCAACAUUGAUGCAUAUCAACCCACACUCAAAUG
Messenger RNA from Lolium perenne, 2256 nucleotides. Its product is annotated as B3 domain-containing protein Os03g0619600. The record is from RefSeq and is a predicted model, not a curated record. Gene Ontology annotation, molecular function: DNA binding. NCBI's taxonomy places the organism in Eukaryota, Viridiplantae, Streptophyta, Magnoliopsida, Poales, Poaceae.